Messenger RNA from Staurois parvus, 302 nucleotides. The record is from the annotation of a GenBank genome assembly. Lineage: Eukaryota; Metazoa; Chordata; Amphibia; Anura; Ranidae.
CUCCUCCCACUGACACCAAUUAUGGGGCACUAUUCCUCCCCCCACUGACACCAACGAUGGGGCACUAUUCCUCCCCCCCACUGACACUAACGAUGGGGCACUAUUCCUCCCCCCCACUGACACCAACGAUGGGGGCACUAUUCCUCCCCCCACUGACACCAACGAUGGGGCACUAUUCCUCCCCCCCACUGACACCAACGAUGGGGCACUAUUCCACCCCCCACUGACACCAAUUCUCUCUGCAGCAGCACCAUGCUGGAGCAGGGGUCAGCAAGUUAAGUGUCAUUGGUGUCAGUGGGAGG